Messenger RNA from Fomitopsis serialis, 972 nucleotides. RefSeq lists its product as uncharacterized. The record is from RefSeq and is a predicted model, not a curated record. The transcript is spliced from 7 exons. The annotation marks the transcript as partial. Lineage: Eukaryota; Fungi; Basidiomycota; Agaricomycetes; Polyporales; Fomitopsidaceae.
CUUCAGGUGCAUAUAUCGAAAGCAUUGAGUGGUGUCCGAACCAUGCAGCAGGAGCUCGCAGAGAUGCGGAGGCGGAAUGGCGAACUUGAGCGACGGCUGGAGACUCUCGAACAAGCGGAGGACACGUCGAUCCAGCCGAAGCGAGGUAAACGCGGAGGCCCGACUGUGGCCAAGCUUCAAGGCGAAGUGAGACGACUGAAUGGUCAGAUUGGUGUCCUGGAGCAGGCAAGGCGUAAGGACCGGAAGACAAUCGCCAAGCUUCGGGCUCGUGAAGUCAAGGAAGACGUCGCUGAGCUUCAGGACGAUGCCGAGAUUCUGGUCGUUGACUCGCCGUAUCGCAUGAGAAAACUGCUCCGCCGCUUCCAUGAUAUUGUUCUGUCUAGUUCAAUUGAAGAGAACGAAGAAUGCCCUAUUUGCAUGGACACUCUGGGGGUCAACGAAUGCGUGAGUCUACCUUGCGAACACACAUUUUGCAAGACCUGCAUCUCUAGGGUAUCGCUGGGCGAAGAAGACGUUACAUGUCCACAGUGUCGUGGCCUCUGCCCCCGAGACGAGAUCGAGAUCGUCCAGUACACCGCAUCUCAACAAUGGGAUGACCUCCUCGAUGUGGCAAAGGCUUGGGCAAAAAUGGACUUGCACAGGCAACCGGAUACCAGCGACGAGGAAGUAGAGGAGAAAUUUAUCGAGGACGAGCGGCCAGAUGACGAAGCAAGCUCAGCUCGUUCUGCAUCGGAAAAUCCUCUCGCUACGUCGCCCGAACCGGAGGAGCCGGUCGACGCUGAGCCCCGACCUGGCACUCCGCAACCAACUGUCGAUGAACCUGUCGCUGGACCUUCGUCGGCCACAGAACAAUUGGAGACCACGCCGAAGAAUUUGCAAGACAAGCCGACCUACGCGACUUCUCCAGCAGGAGAUAAACGCAAACGCAUGGAAGAGUUGGCUGCUGCACGGAAACAAAAGCGACGGUUGUAG